Molecule: messenger RNA, 1686 nt
Organism: Oncorhynchus tshawytscha (Chinook salmon)
Lineage: Eukaryota; Metazoa; Chordata; Actinopteri; Salmoniformes; Salmonidae
Product: cytosolic phospholipase A2 gamma
Exons: 14
Coding region: 84-1607 (507 amino acids)
Biological process (GO): glycerophospholipid catabolic process
Cellular component (GO): nuclear envelope; nucleoplasm; cytosol
Molecular function (GO): calcium-dependent phospholipid binding; calcium ion binding
Source: RefSeq, a predicted model, not a curated record
UGGAGGUGAAGAUUAAGACUGGACUAGUCUGCUGUACUACACUGUACAUCUCUGGAGCUGUUUUAGUUGACUCAGUGAGAACAAUGUUGCAACCAAGAGAUACUCCUAAGACUGUGCGUCUGUCUCACUCCAUCAAUGACGAGGAGGGAAAAUACGUGACAUUGAGGAAGACUCUGAUUAAGAAGUGGCUGAAAGGUCAGGGUUUCAACUGUGAACUGGAGGAUGUUCCUAACAUAGCGUUGCUGGGGUCAGGUGGAGGAGAGAGGGCAGCAGUGGGCAUGCUGGGAUCUCUGCAUCAGCUGGAACAGGACAACCUGCUGGGCAGCCUCCUCUAUAUGUGUGGGGUGUCUGGCACCACCUGGUGCAUGUCAUCCCUGUACAGCGAUCCAGCCUUGUCUUUAAGUGAGCGUUGUGAUGAAAUGAUAAAGAAGCUGAGGGGUCCUAAAGUGAACUUGAGCAAAGCUGUGGAGUGGCUGAAAUUGAGGAAAGAAGAAAGCCAGGACUUCAACCUCACUGACUUCUGGGGCGCCUUCACUGCCUCCUAUUUCAUGAAAGAGAUGCACACUCGCUGUCUCUCUGAAGAUACUCACAUCAUCAAACCCUACCCCAUCUACAGCGCCAUAGAACUAGACUGCCGCAAACAGGAUGACACUAAAGGGGUGUGGUUUGAGAUGACCCCCUACGAGAGUGGCUUCUCCGGAUUGGGCGCUUUCAUCCCCACUUCCUGUCUUGGGAGCAAGUUUGAAGGUGGAGCACUGAGAGAGAAGAGGAAGGAAAUGGACAUGGUUCUGCUGCAAGGUAUCUGUGGGAGUACCUUUGCAGACAAGCAGAUAAACAAUGAUGAGGUAGUAAAAAGGAUCUGGAGCUUGUUUGGAGAUCGCCCAGUAGUGCCAUCUGCAGGGAUUGUUCCAGGGUACGAGAGCAUUAAGAGGGAGGAAGGGGAGGUGUGUGAGUGUGUGCCCUCCCGAGUGGUGAGGUGUGUGUCUGAGCUGAUCAAGUACGCUGAUGACCCAGAUCCACUGAAGACAAAGGAAGUCAUCACCACACUGGGACAGCUACUGAAGGGUCUUGUGAGCAGUAAGGGUGAGAUGCUGUGGAACAUGGACCCUGAGAGCUGGAAGAGAACCAGCCUGGUGGAGAGAAAGAAGUUCAUAGAGACAGUCAGUCUGAAGCUCAUCCUCUCCUCAGACAGCUGGGCAAAAGACUGGAAGGACAAACGCUACACCUGCAACGAUGAAGCGAUGUCCAGGGAGUCGAUGAGAACAUCGAAAAAGCCAGACAAAGUGCCAAUAACAAACUCCUGGCUCUCCGAUGGGUUGUGGAUUGUGAAGAACAUUUUCCCUCUGGUCCAAAAAUGGGAAUGGGGAACCACGUCCAACUUCCUCUUCAAGAUCGACGAUACUAACGUUCCGAGCAGCAUGGCGUCCAAAGAGAAGAUUCAUCUGGUAGACGCUGGGUUAAAGUUGAACUCUCCCUACCCCCCCGUCCUGCGCACAUCGAGGAAGGUCGACCUCAUCAUCUCCUUGGACUUCAGCGAAGGAGACCCCUUUGAGGCAAACACACACACACAAUGUUUAUUCCUAUUCAAGCCUUUCAGAAGAACAUGAUGUGCCUAGAUAGUAGUGACCCUCUCAAUUCAAUUCAAGGGGCUUUAUCGGCAUGGGAAACACAUGUUAACAUUGCCAA